UUGUACAGAUGGAGCAGGCUUAAUCUGUUGUAGAACUGUACAGUGUAUUAUUGGAGCAUAUGAACUGUAUUUUCAAACCUUUCGAUCCUCAACAACGUUGCCAAUGACGACAGGAUUCCCAGGUCAUACUAAGGUCAACACUUCUAACCCAAUCACAUUUAAGCACACUAGUGUAGCCACGCCUACAACAACAUCCAAUGUAUCAACUUUACAUUCCUUCACUACGACCACCACAACAACACCUUCCUCAAGCAGUACAUAUUCUACCUCGUCCUUAAGAGCGAAUUCCACAGAAGCUACAACUCCUUUGAUUCCCAGAGGAACAACUGGAUCUGUUUCUUCUGCGACAACUAUUUCAUUUUCAACUGAUCCUCCAAGUAACUGCUCCGAUAGUAUAACAAAUUGUGACACUUUAAAAGGGUACGGUGUGUGCCACGCGAUUCCAGAACAAAGAUACAAUUACGAUAUCGCUUUCCUGCAGUGUAGGUCAACUUGUAACCUUUGUACAGAAGAAUAUAAGCCACCUGUUACAACUACCCCUCGACCGGCUAUUCACUGUCAGGUGUGUGGGGACUAUAACAAUGAUAUUCCUUGUGAUACUCGUAGUAUUUACAUUGGGCCAACCGUCUCCUGUUCAGGCAACAAUAAUUACUGCAUGACGGACAUAGUGCAUAGCCAUUCCAACACAAAGGUCUUCAAAAGGUGCGUGAAUGAGACUGUAUGCCGGAACCAGUGGUUAUCUCAGACCUCUGACCAGGACCAUUGUACUAACUAUGGUCACGUGCCAGUCAGCGGGGAUUACACGUGUCACUUCUGCUGUACCUCUAACCAAUGUAAUCAGGGCUUACUGCCACAAUCAUCCACUCUGUAUUCCAAAUCCUGAUUGGUUGUUUGAUGUAGAAUUCAUUUUAAUCAACUCAAUAAAUAUUGUUGAAAUUCCA
This is a messenger RNA of Saccostrea cuccullata (small rock oyster), 941 nucleotides long. RefSeq lists its product as uncharacterized. The transcript is spliced from 6 exons. The record is from RefSeq and is a predicted model, not a curated record. NCBI's taxonomy places the organism in Eukaryota, Metazoa, Mollusca, Bivalvia, Ostreida, Ostreidae. The coding region runs from base 104 to 883 and encodes 259 amino acids.